Molecule: messenger RNA, 810 nt
Organism: Clarias gariepinus (North African catfish)
Lineage: Eukaryota; Metazoa; Chordata; Actinopteri; Siluriformes; Clariidae
Product: homeobox protein HMX2-like
Exons: 2
Coding region: 10-630 (206 amino acids)
Biological process (GO): regulation of transcription by RNA polymerase II
Cellular component (GO): nucleus
Molecular function (GO): DNA-binding transcription factor activity, RNA polymerase II-specific; RNA polymerase II transcription regulatory region sequence-specific DNA binding
Source: RefSeq, a predicted model, not a curated record
UCAGGAAGCAUGAAUAAAGACGACGCGGUGCGCCGACCAGCAGCGCUGAAAUUCACUAUUGAUCACAUCCUUAAUAAGGAGUCUGAUGUGAAUCGCCCAAAUUCACAACUCAGUCCAGAGAGCAGCUUUUCAUCGUCUCAUAAACCAGAGUACGGUGGAAGAGAUGGCUGUGGCCGCUCUCUGAGCAUCAUGAUGGACAAAGUAAGUUUAAACUAUCCCAACACGAACAGCCAAGAUAAAAUUUCUAAACAUCCCCAAAACCACAAGAAGACCAAAGUACUGGUGAAGAAGAAAACACGCACCAUUUUCUCCAAAAGACAAAUCUUCCAGCUGGAGUCGACAUUUGACUUAAAGCGCUAUCUGAGCAGCGCUGAACGAGCAUGUCUCGCCAGCUCCUUACAACUUACUGAGACCCAGGUCAAAAUCUGGUUCCAGAACAGAAGGAAUAAACUGAAACGGCAGAUCUCCACAGACCUAGAAGGGCCGUACAGAGGAACUGUUGGGAGUAAUAUUUUGGGAGGAUGUUUGUUGUCGACUCCUGUUCCUCUCCUGUAUGGAGGAAGCACUCCACACCACCUGUAUCUUUCCCAUAUCAGCAAAUAUUUCAGGCUUUUUGAUGGAGAUACGUGAUUUCUCACAGCACAGACUAUUUUUUUUUUUAUUGCAUAGAAAAUACGAAACCAUUUGGAGGAACAAUUCUGGACUGGAAGUCAUUCAACUUGUGAUAAUAGUUGCGCAAAUAAGGUUGAACAAUACAUUUGUCUUGCCUAUUUUAUUAUGCAAUAAGGGCAUAACAUUUUUUAAACAUUA